AUGACCAAGGUGCAGUCCGAGGCCCUGACUCGACUUUGGGACCAGCUCGGCAAGUGCAAGUCUGGUUUCAGAAUCAGCGCCAAAAGCGUCGACGAGAGCGCGAGACCGAUGACACUCUUCAAUCGCGGGAUCCACCUGACAUGCUCGCGCAUUCUGUUGGAUGGCCAUCGUCUGUCGUUCCAGUAUACCCUCCGCAGGAUCGCAUGGCUCCGAUCUCAAUGUCGUAUCCUCCGCCGCCGCCGCCGCACGCCCGCCACGUUCUAUCACAGCCUAUGCACCCAACCCGAGCAUUCACGCAUCCUCCCCUCUACCGAGCUGAGCGACCUCUGCACGAGAACCGACGGGGCCUAA
This is a messenger RNA of Cutaneotrichosporon cavernicola, 351 nucleotides long. RefSeq lists its product as uncharacterized. The coding region runs from base 1 to 351 and encodes 116 amino acids. The record is from RefSeq and is a predicted model, not a curated record. Lineage: Eukaryota; Fungi; Basidiomycota; Tremellomycetes; Trichosporonales; Trichosporonaceae. The transcript is spliced from 3 exons.